Molecule: messenger RNA, 4210 nt
Organism: Coregonus clupeaformis (lake whitefish)
Lineage: Eukaryota; Metazoa; Chordata; Actinopteri; Salmoniformes; Salmonidae
Product: inactive phospholipase C-like protein 2
Exons: 12
Coding region: 475-3975 (1166 amino acids)
Biological process (GO): lipid metabolic process; intracellular signal transduction
Molecular function (GO): phosphatidylinositol-4,5-bisphosphate phospholipase C activity
Source: RefSeq, a predicted model, not a curated record
AGUCAAGACCUUUGCCUUCACUUUCAUAUUAGGAAAGAUGACAAUAGUGCCGGCAGCAGUGCUUACUACUGCGAAUUUGAGGUGUGCGCCAUCCGGGUUACUCUGAAUCUCUUUUUGACUUUCUAUAAUGUCGAGUCGCCGGCGACAUCACAACGGAACGCACAUCAUCAGUAGAAGAUGAUGGUGAAAGUUAUUUGUAAAACAUUCUCAUUCUCGCCGGGUAAAGCGAUGCCUAGGCUACUGACGGAGAACCAUGAUUUUCAGAGGAUAUUUUUUGGAUAGUCUACUUUGCGAGAGCAAGAUUGUGUGAAUGUCUGUCAAAGCAUGGAGUCGCUUUGGCGCGCUAAAGCAUCGUGGAUAAGAUGAUUGUCAGUUAUUUCACGUAGCGAAGUGAACACCAAACAAGACUAACAGCUACGGUGAACAAAAAUCCAAAUUUGUAGCGGACUUCAGAAAGACCCACUGGUUGCUGGGAUGAAACCCUCGCCGGGUAACGGGGUGAGCCUCCAGACUCCUCGAGAAGAAUUGGUGUCCAACGGAGGCUGCGGGAUGUCAGACACCGUGACAGCUAUCCAAACCGACACUGGUCCCGGAUCCCUCAUGACUGACAAGCAGGGAGCAGGAGGAGAUACAGACGCCAAAGGAAUCCCUCGGCGGAGCAGUAUUAUCAAGGAUGGUUCUCGUGCUGGUCGUGAGAGGAAGAAGACGGUCUCCUUCAGCAGCAGUCUCUCUGAGAGGAAGAUCAGCAGCGCUGCAGACUGCAUCAGCGCUAUGGUGAGGGGUACUGAGCUGCGGAAGGUGCGCUCCAACUCCCGGGUCUACCAACGCUACUACUUGCUGGAGUCAGGUCUGCAGGCCCUGCGAUGGGAGCCCUCCAAGAAGGAGUCAGACAAGGCCCGCAUCGCCGUCCCCUCCAUCAGAGAGGUCCGCACCGGCCGCAACACAGAGACCUUUAGGACCAACGGCGUCUAUGACCAGAUCUCUGAGGACUGUGCCUUCUCUGUCAUCUACGGAGAGACCUAUGAAGCUCUGGACCUGGUGGCUAACUCUGCAGAGGUGGCCAACGUCUGGGUCACUGGCCUGAGGUAUCUGAUUCUGUAUGGGAAGCAUGCCAUGGACAUGAUAGCCAGCAGUGAGGACAGCCUUCGUCUCGCCUGGCUAGCAGAGACAUUCUCCUCUAUGGUUGUUUCAGAUGGACAGGGUGGAGGAGAGGAGGAGGGGAUCAGUUUGCAGUCGGCUGUAGGACUUAUCAGGAGUGUUAACCCUGGGGUGAGGAGUGGGAAAGUAGAAGGCAGGUUUAAGGAGCUCCAUCGAAUCAAAGAGAAGACGAGUGGGGCUGGGACAACUGGAGUUGGAACUGAUGUUGGGGCUGUGGCUGGACCUGAAGCAAUGGUUGGGGCUUCAGUUGUAGCUGGAGCUGGGACUGGGGAUGGGGAUGGAACUGAGGUGGUGGGUAAAGGAGAUGGGGCUGGGACUAGAACUGAGGUGGUCUGUAAAGGCAACAAAGACAACAGAAGAGGAGAAAUAGAGGACAGGGUGACCAAGGAGGAGUUUGUUGAGGUAUUUCACAACAUUUGCACCCGACCGGAGAUCUACUUCCUGCUGGUGCAGUUCUCUAGCAACAAGGAGUUCUUGGAUACCAAGGAUCUGAUGAAGUUCCUGGAGGCUGAGCAGGGUGUGGCUCAGGUGACUGAAGACACCAGUCUGGAGCUCAUCCAAUCCCACGAGCCGUCAGAGGAGGGCCGUCGCCAGGGCUGGCUUUCAUUGGAUGGUUUCACCAGCUAUCUCACCUCCCUGGAGUGCCACCUGUUUGACCCGGAGCACAGCCAGGUGUGCCAGGACAUGAGCCAGCCCUUAUCCCACUACUACAUCAACUCCUCCCACAACACCUACCUCAUCGAGGACCAGUUCAGGGGGCCCACUGACAUCACCGGCUACAUUCGGGCUUUAAAGAUGGGCUGCAGGUGUGUGGAGGUGGACGUGUGGGACGGCCCUGAUGACGAACCCGUAGUUUAUACUGGUUACACCCUCACAUCGCCCAUCAUGUUCCGCUGUGUCCUGGACGUGAUCGGGCGCUUUGCGUUCGCAGCAUCAGAGUGUCCGCUAAUCCUGUGCUUGGAGAACCACUGCUCCCCCUGCCAGCAGAGAGUCAUGCUCCAGCACCUGAGGAGGAUACUGGGGGAGAGGUUGUACACAGAGCCCCCCAGGGAAGGGGAGGGGUACCUGCCCUCGCCCCAUGCCCUGAGGGGCAAGAUCCUGCUGAAGGGGCAGAAGUUGGAGGAGGGGUGCGGGGAGACGGAGGGGGAAGACGAGGGAGCGGUGAUGUGCCAGAGGAUGAAGGCUGGUAACAGUGGAGGAGGAGGAGGGGAGGGGGGGCAGAAAGGGGGCGGGGGCGGGGAUGGUGGUACUAGUAGCGUGAAAACCCCCACCCCUCCUCCUCCCUCUAAACGCUUCCAGCUCCUGAAGGAGCUCUCGGACUUGGUGACUCUGUGCAAGUCGGUACGCUUCACAGACUUCCAGACGUCGUUCUCUACCCAGAAACCCUGGGAGCUCUGCUCGUUCAACGAGACCCUGGCUGUGCGCUGCGCCAGCGAGUGUCCGGGAGACUUUGUCAACUACAACAAGCGCUUCCUGUCGCGGGUCUACCCCAGCGCCAUGCGCAUCGACUCCAGCAACAUGAACCCACAGGACCUGUGGAAGUGCGGUUGCCAGAUUGUAGCUAUGAACUACCAGACGCCCGGGCUGAUGAUGGACCUAAACAUCGCCUGGUUCCGCCAGAACGGGAAUUGUGGGUACGUGCUGCGACCCGCCAUCAUGCGACAGGAGGUGUCGUAUUUCAGCGCCAAUACGAGAGACUCUGUGCCGGGUGUGUCCCCUCAGCUGCUCCAUGUUAAGGUGAUCAGUGGUCAGAACUUACCCCGUCCGAGUGGUUCUGGAGUAAAAGGAGACGUGGUGGACCCGUAUGUCUACGUGGAGAUCCACGGUAUCCCUGCCGACUGCGCUGAGCACCGCACCCGCACGGUGAUGGAGAACGGAGACAACCCCAUCUUCGACGAAAGCUUUGAGUUCCAGAUCAACCUGCCCGAGCUGGCCAUGGUGCGCUUCGUGGUGCUGGACGAUGAAUUCAUAGGGGACGAGUUCAUAGGUCAGUACACCAUUCCACUGGAGUGCCUACAGCCAGGCUACCGGCACGUACCGUUACAGUCUCUGACGGGAGAGGACCUCCCGUACGCCCGGCUGUUCGUCCAUGUGGCCCUCACCAACCGGAGAGGAGGGGGCAAGUCCCACAAGCGGGGGCUGUCUGUGCGGAAGGCGAGGCGAGGGAGGGACUACGCUGCACUCAGGGACCUGGGGGUCAAAGCCUUGGAUGAGGUUUUCAAAAUGGCGGCCCCGCCAUUGAAGGAAGCCACAGACCUGCGGGAGAAUAUGCAGAACUCGGUGGCGGUGUUCAGGGAACUGUGUGGGGUGUCAGCGGUGGCUAACCUCAUGCAGUGUGUGCUGGCCCUGGGGUCCCGAGUUGCGGGGGCCGACGGGGCCCCCCUGCUGCUGUUUGAGCUGAGGGAGAAGUACCCCUCCAUGGAUCCCCAGGGGCCCUUGCCAGACGUCCUACGCAGGGUGGUCUCCACUUACGAAACGAUGAUCCAGGCGAGCAGAGCAGUGAUUGAGCUGUCAGACGGAGUCUACGACAGGAUCCUACAGAUACAGACAACAGCCAUGGAGUUCCAUGAGAAGUUGCAGCCCAUGGCAGUGAAGGAGGGGCUUAAAGGUCGUAAGGUCACCAGAGCUGUGGAGAGUUUCAGCUGGAACAUCACCAUACUGAAGGGGCAGGCAGACCUGCUGAAACGGGCUAAGACGGAGGUGCAGGAGAACAUAAAGCAGGUCCACUACGCUGCCCUGACCUCUAACCUCAGUAAGGGCAGCCUGGACGCCCCUCCUUCACUGCCGGGUACAGCUCCGGCUAGAAGUUUCCCUUAGGCACAGACAGGUCUAGGAACAGCUUACCUGUCUCAAAUUAUAUAUUGAACCAUAAGGGGAAAUGUAAAAUCUGACCCUAGAUCAGUUUCUAAGGGCACCCUCAUCCUGUUCUGAGAUUGGCAGUUUGGAAGGGUGACAAGACGUUGACCAAGUUGCUACAUACAUUCUAUAGCAGGGUUCUUCAAUUCCAGUCCUGGACGGCCGAAACACCUCUGUUUUUCAUCCUCUCCUUCUA